AUGGCCCCCACACCGCCCCCUAGCCCGGAGCAAGGUCAAGGCCCUCCCCCUUCUGCGGGAGAAGGGACCAAUGCAACACUGUCCGAAGCCCCUCUUCCCUUCCCAUCCGAAUCGCGGGGAAGCGAUACCCCAACCACCAGGGCAGGAUCUACAAAGUCGUUACAUCGGCGGGAGAAACCGAGCGCUCUCACGAGGCUCAGAGGUGCACGACACAACCCGAAUCUCACCCUUGUCAAUUCGGGCAGCGUAGCGAGAGACCAUCUGGCCAAUGAGAGGACAGUAUUGGCCUAUGUACGGACGAGCUUAGCGCUUUCGUCAAUGGGCGUCGGUAUCCUGAAGCGACGCUAUUCUCGAUGCUUCGCUACUGAUGCAUUGGCAUCUGCAGCACUUGUGCAGUUGUUCACAUUGUCCAACUCAAGCGGCGAGUCUAAUAAGACGAUUCACAUAUAUGCUCGGCCUCUAGGCGCUGCCGGAGUGGCUUUGGGAUUAGUGACAUUGUUUAUCGGUGUGGUACGGUAUUUCACGGUCCAAAUCGCACUGACCGAAGGAAAGUAUCCUGUAGCACGUAUUACAGUGCUUUUUGUGGGGGCUGUUCUCACUGCGUUGAUAUGCGUCGUCUUUGGCAUUCUGGUGGCUGCCAGAAGCUGACCAGCCUCGGCUGGCAUACUUCAGUCUUACAUCAUACUACUCUGGCAAACAGCUUGGACGAUAUCCUG
This is a messenger RNA of Gloeophyllum trabeum ATCC 11539, 716 nucleotides long. RefSeq lists its product as uncharacterized. Bases 1 to 648 code for a protein of 215 amino acids. The transcript has 3 exons. Lineage: Eukaryota; Fungi; Basidiomycota; Agaricomycetes; Gloeophyllales; Gloeophyllaceae. The record is from RefSeq and is a predicted model, not a curated record.